Messenger RNA from Fusarium verticillioides 7600, 2173 nucleotides. RefSeq lists its product as hypothetical. The transcript is spliced from 2 exons. Gene Ontology annotation, biological process: chromatin remodeling. The coding region runs from base 938 to 1762 and encodes 274 amino acids. NCBI's taxonomy places the organism in Eukaryota, Fungi, Ascomycota, Sordariomycetes, Hypocreales, Nectriaceae. Gene Ontology annotation, cellular component: Ino80 complex. The record is from RefSeq and is a predicted model, not a curated record.
UGACCAUCGCUGAUGGAUUACAGGGACAACUCGAGGGCUGAAGGCGAUGAAGUGACCGUGGGAGCUCGAUUGAAACGAGCUUUUGGUCGCUGAGUUCGCUCAGUCGCCUAGGAGGAGUGGAAUAUCAAUAGAAGUAGAGGCGCUGCUUUGAGAGAGAUUAAAGGACAUACCGGGGCCUUGAUUGGCUGGAAAGUAGCGGUACCCCUGCCAUGCAGUAGAAGUGGCACUAAGCCCCAUCUGGUAACAGAGGAGACGGGCUGGAACCUGGGCCUGAAAUCCCCAAGUUUGUUCGUCUGCCACUGCCACUUGCUCUCGCUCCUGCUGCUCUGAGUGUGAAGAAACGCGGGAAAUCAAACCAACCCAACCCAUCCCAACCGAUUUUUCCUCUCCUUGUGCGCCGCCUUCGGCCCCAGCACCAGAAUCAAAAAUGACAACAAUACCAAGACCCCAACCGUACAAGACAAGGCUUUUGCCCUCUGUUCUAUUACUUUCAUUUCCAUCCACUUUUCACCACCGCAAACCCAUCAUCACCACCCUGAAAUCAAUCCUGACCCGGCACCAGCCAGCCAGGCUGAAUGAAUGAAUGAAUGACAAACCGACCUGCAACUUACGUCUGUGAUCGCAACUCAGCUCUUCCUAAUAAAUCUCCCACUACUACUACUACUACUAAGACUCGCUCCACGCAAGCCCCAAAAGCCCACCACCCCUGACCACGUCUUGUCCACCACGGGAUCACCACCGGGUCUUUGGUUAUUUGCCGCCUCUCCCGUCACCAGUCCAUUCUCAAAUCCUGCUCCUUUCCCUAACCUUCUUCCACUAUCCUUCGCCGCCUGCAAAUAUCAUCAAUCAUCACCACACAUCACCUUUUCAUCAGACAACCCUUCCUAGACUAUACCAUCACCAUCAGCUCUUUGUGACAUCGACCUCUCUCAGCACCAUGGCUCCUCCAGUCAAGUCCGCCGACGCGCGACGCAAGUCCAGCACCAAGGCCAGCUUGAUUGUUACUCGCAAGGUGUCGCCCGACAUGCUGCGUGCUCUGCUCGCGCCCGACUCUAUCAAGGAAGAAUCUCCCUCCAAGGACUUCAAAGCCAACGCCGACUCAUCUACCGAUGCCGUGUCCGCUUCUGGCUCGCAACCACCAGCCAGCAAUACGAAUGGCGACAAUGCUUCAGACUCCAACGCCGCCACUCCUGUUCCUGACGCAACUCCCGCCGACGGGACACCGGCCCCGUCGGCCAUGGGACCGCCUACCGAUGGAGGGAAGAAGAAGGGCGUCAAACGAUCUGCCGCUGGCGCCAACGGUACAAUAGAUGGUGUCCCCAAGCCUCGAGGAAAGCCUGGCCCCAAGAAGAAGCCCCGUCUGGAGGACGGAACGAUCGAUCACUCAGGUUCUAAGCCUGCCGGAGGUCACAAGCUUGGGCCCAAAGCGAAUCAAGGAGCUAUCAACGCCGGACUUCGCGCUCUAGAUCGCUCAGGCAAGCCCUGUCGCCGAUGGGCCAAGGGAGGGUUCCAACUCAAGAGCUUCACUGGUGUGGCAUGGGAGAUCCCUCGCUGGGUGGCACCUCAAAAGAAGGCUCCCGAAUCCAGCGCUGAGGACUCUACUGCUGCAUCAGCCGAGGGCAGCAGUAAGGAGAAUAAAGAAAACGGCCACGAGAGCAACAGUGCUAGCAAUAGCAAUACUGCUAAUGACGUGGAGAUGCAAAGUGCGCCCAGCAACCACGCCUCGUCGCCGGCACCUCUUGCUAUUGCCGCUGCUUCAUAAAACCCACGCUACGAAGCUACCUAUUUUCCUCUUCAUUUUACUCUGAUACCAGAGAAUGUUUUACAGCGCGAGAUACUGCGGGCGUUCUAGGUUGGCAGACGACUCAUUCUUAGCCUGUCAGUGAGACUAAGGUGCUCUCAGACAGAGCAUGACCGUUCACUCAUUCGAAAUCUUUUAUGUUUUUUUUUUCACCAAAAAAGCGACGCUGGUGUCGCUGGGCGUUACGGAACAGCGAGGAUGGAACGCUGCGGAAAAGGAUUAGCAUUAAACCGUACCAGGGCUGGCGGAGCAUAUAUUUGAUGUAUAAUUACUGUUACGAUGGGGCAAUAUUAGAUACUUAUACUCUGGUAAUUCUCUGAAUUGAGCAAUCAAAUAUGUGUUCUCUAAGAAUAAAUCCCAUCUAUGCUGUCU